AUGUCCACCAUAACCCUAACCAAGGAGUCCCACGCUACACCCGAGAAGUUCAGAAUCAAACACCAGGACUCCCUCAGUGUCCUAGGUCCCGAUGCAACAACGUCACAGACCAACGCCAAAACCACCGGCAAAACCGAUGCGGGCUCACCUCCCAUCCAAACGAGAUCUAAGGUCGGCAUAAUUGGAGGUGGAUUUGCUGGAAUCGGAGCCGCCAUCAAGACAAUGCAGGAGUUGAACGAGCACGACUUGCUAAUCUUGGAGAGACACGAUAAUUUUGGCGGCACGUGGUACGCCAACACUUACCCGGGCUGUGCCUCUGAUAUCCCCGCGUUGUGGUAUUCCUUCUCAUUCGCUUUAGCUUCCAACUGGAGCAGGUUGCAGCCUCCGCAAUACGAGAUGGAAGAGUACUUGUUGCGCGUUGUCGACAUGUACAAAUUGCGAGACAAGGUCCAAUUUAGAACCUACAUUGACCGCUGCGUGUUUGAUGACAAACAGGGCGAGUGGACUCUCUUUGGACACGACAUGCAAACGGGCCAAUUGUUGGAGCACAAAUGCUCGAUUCUCCUCGGGUGCUCCGGCGGCUUGGUCCAUCCGCGGCAUUUGCAAGUUGAAGGAUUGGAUCUGUUCAAAGGGAAAUACAUGCACUCGGCAGUAUGGGACCACUCAGUUGAUUUCAAGGGUAAGCGAGUCGUGGUGGUUGGCAACGGGUGCUCCGCCAACCAGACCGUGCCCGCGUUGCUCAAUGACCCCCAAUAUAAUGCCGGCUCCAUCACCCAGAUUUUCCGCUCAAAGCACUACAUCUUGCCGCCGCUUCCCGCGGCAUUGAUGUGGCUCUACUGGUUGCUCAGUUUCAGCUACUAUGGCUUAUUUGCAGUGCGCUUGCUCGUGGUUGCCAUCGCCGAGGGCAAGUUUCUCCAGUUUAAAGGAGACGGUUACAUUGCAAAUUGGAUACGCCGGGUCCGGGCACAUUCGUCAACGGAGUACGUCAAGAAACACGCACCAAAAAAGUACCACGAGCAAAUCAUCCCCGACUGGACCAUUGGAUGCAAGCGGAUGAUAUUCGACUACAACUACAUUCCAUCCUUGCAUGACCCUAGAAUCGACCUCAGGUCCGAGAGAAUCAAAAAAGUUGUACCGGAAGGGGUCAUUUUGGAAAAUGACGAGUUGAUCCCUUGUGAUAUCAUUGUUGCAUGCACGGGAUACGACCUUGAAAAAUCAUUGCAAUUGCCCGUGAUGACUAGUUCGGGCGCAUCAAUGAAUGAGAUUUGGUCCAGGGAGGGCCCAACUGCGUAUCGUACCAUAAUGGUGAAGGAGGUGCCCAAUUUCUUCUUGAUGUCAGGUCCCAACGCCGGAACGGGACACUCAUCGGUGGUUAUGUCGAUUGAAAAUGCUAUUGAUUUCUAUUUAAAAGUCGCCAAGCCAAUUCUUCAAGGCAAGGAGAAAUCCGUGGUGGUGAAGACUCAAGCGUAUGACACAUGGCACAAGGACAUCCAGCAUGAGUUGAAGCUGAGCAUCUUUGGUACUCCCUUGGGUGGCUGUGUCUCAUGGUAUAACCGUGGUGGACAUAACCACACGACCUACCCUUGGAGCCAGAUUCAUUACUGGUAUGUCACGCAUUUCCCCAAUUAUACCGACUUGAGCUAUUCUCCUUCUUCUUCUUCAAAGAAUGAAAAAAGCCUUGUCGAGGACGACUCAAAGAAACCAAAACUCGAUUGA
Lodderomyces beijingensis is the source of this 1716-nucleotide messenger RNA. The record is from the annotation of a GenBank genome assembly. NCBI's taxonomy places the organism in Eukaryota, Fungi, Ascomycota, Pichiomycetes, Serinales, Debaryomycetaceae.